GAACCUACGAUAUCUAACCUAACGAACCCCCUAUUGAAGUAGACAUAAAUUUCAACACUCAUAAUGGCUCCAUCAGCAAUUCCCACGACUAUAGCGGGCGACAAGCCUUCUGAGAACCCAGCAGCUGCAACGUUCGAUGCCAAAUCCGCGAUCUUCAACACUAAAGGUACGGACAUGAAGUCCAUGGCUGUCGGUGCAGUAAAGAAAAAUGGAGAGAGCGCUGUUCCAGAAAUUCCAAAUUUCAAAACGAAGGAAGAAGAACAGAAAUACUGCAAAGAGCAUCUCGCUUGUGCCUUCAGGGUAUUUGCUGCCAACGGAUUCGAUGAAGGUGUAGCUGGACACAUGUCCCUUCGAGAUCCCAUCAAUCCCCAUUACUUCUGGAUCAACCCGUAUGUAAAUCAUCGGAACAACUUCCCCUGAGUUCUUUCCCUGACGAAUUGCUAGAUAUUGUAUGCACUUUGAAGACGUCACAGUCUCGGAUCUUGUGUGUGUGAAUGAAAAUGCGGAAGUCAUUGAGGGAGACCACGCCAUCAAUGCUGCUGGAUUUUCCAUUCAUUCUGAAAUCCACAAAGCACAUCCUUGGAUCAACGCUGUAUGCCAUGCACAUUCAAUUGCGGGAAAAGCCUACAGCGUCUUCGGAAAACCACUUCCGCCUAUCAUGCAAGAUUCCCUGCGAUUUUACGGCACCCACGUUGUCAACCCCGAUUAUGGUGGAGUUGUGCUUUCUUCUGAAGAGGGAAAAGCUAUUGCCGCUGUCCUAAGACCACAAGAUAAAGUCGCAAUUCUCCAAAAUCAUGGUUUGCUGUCGGUUGGUGAGACGAUUGACGAAGCUGCCUAUUGGUUUCUGUGUUUCGACAAGUGUUGUCGGGCACAAUUGAUGAUUGAUGCUGCGGCAGCAGGAACAGGUAAUCAACCCAGAGAGGUUGAUCAUAAGACUGCGUUUUUCACUGAGCAACGCAUUGGGACGAGACACAGAGGAUGGCUCAACUUUCAGCCAUACUACACUAACAUGCUUAGAAAGACCAAGGGGGACUUCUUGAAUUAGCAAGGACGUCUCACGGGGAUUGUAUG
Hymenoscyphus albidus is the source of this 1071-nucleotide messenger RNA. Lineage: Eukaryota; Fungi; Ascomycota; Leotiomycetes; Helotiales; Helotiaceae. The record is from the annotation of a GenBank genome assembly.